GUACACCUCAUUGUCAAUGCCUAACUGGCAUUUUAUGAUUCAUCAUUCAUAUAGCUAGAUAGGAGAAUGGAGUGCUUGAAGACAAAACAAGUCUAGGAUUUCAGCCUUGAUUCUCCUCUGGUCUUUUCCUAUCUCCACUCUCAUUUUGGCUUUUACCUCUUAAAACCCCCACACUUUUUGUAAAGGACUAAAUAGAUAGAGCUAAUUAAUUAGAGGGAGGGUACUACUGUGUGUGUGACAUAUUUCUUGGACUAUUUAGCAACAACAAGCUAAGGGGUGUCACUGCUCACUAACAACACUUGUGUAGUAGUAGUAGUUCUUUGCUCAUCAUUAAAUUCCCCCCACACAAAUAAACUUCCCAUUUGGUUUUCUUGAAUUCUUUGUCUCAGACAUACACAUAAAUCAAAUGGAUUAUGGAAUGGUGGCAGCUGAUUCAGAAUGCAGUAGUGGAUGUGAGUCUGGUUGGACUUUGUACUUAGAAAAUUCUUACUUAACUUCUUGUAAAGACAAUAACUUUGAAGGUGAAAAGAGUUUAAAGCAAAAACAAGAAGAAGAAGAAGAAGAAGAUUUGUCUAUGAUUUCUGAUGCAUCUUCAGGACCUCCAAAUUUUCAUCAAGAAGAAGAGUACUAUGGACACAACAUUAUUAAUGGUAGUCAUUAUUAUGCACCCAUUAAUAAUCCAAAAAUCAAUUCAAAGAGGCAAAAAGCUAAGGAAAAAAAACAAAAACAACAACUUUCUGUACUGGAUGAUACAGCUAGCUCACCUAUCUUCGAUUUCUCCAAUAACAAUUUCAAUAUCAACAAGAACACAGAGUCCGUGGAAAAUGUAAUGGAUUUUUCACAAGGCUAUUCUACAACACACUUUCAGGAGAGAUCUGCUUACCAGGAACACUACGGUUAUUUCCAGUCAUCUCUACUACCUGGAAACAAUUUGCAAGAAAACCAAUGGUUUGAAGAUAAGAGGUGGGAAUAAUUGCUAGGGUAGUUCGAGGCACUAAAGCUCCCGUUAUGUGCAGGAUCUGAAUAACUGCUAUCAUUUUCUUUUUUUUAAAAAAAAUGGUGAUGCUGUAUGGUGCCAAGUGAAUCUUUAGAAAGUGGAAAGGAGUUAAAUUUGUCUAAGCAAAAGGAACUGGAUAAAUUUGUCUAAGCAAAAGGAACUGGAUCUCUAAAGGGAUUCUUGUUCCUUUUCUUUUUCUGUUUUUUUUUUUUUUUCUUUCUGUUUUUUUUUUUUGUUUUCUUUUAGCUGUCAAUGCAUUGGGAAACAGCUUUAAGAGAAAAAAAAAUGGGAAUUUAUUUCCUCCCUAAUUAUCUUCUUGUCAAUGAAUAGUAGUAGCUACAUUUUAGCUUUUCCCAA
Molecule: messenger RNA, 1354 nt
Organism: Capsicum annuum
Lineage: Eukaryota; Viridiplantae; Streptophyta; Magnoliopsida; Solanales; Solanaceae
Product: protein SOB FIVE-LIKE 5
Exons: 4
Coding region: 407-973 (188 amino acids)
Biological process (GO): cytokinin biosynthetic process
Source: RefSeq, a predicted model, not a curated record